Messenger RNA from Cetraspora pellucida, 1080 nucleotides. The record is from the annotation of a GenBank genome assembly. Lineage: Eukaryota; Fungi; Glomeromycota; Glomeromycetes; Diversisporales; Gigasporaceae.
AUGCGUUACGCUACCAUCGAAAAUAAUUCUGGAAAAAAAUUUACCUGGGAAGAAUUAGCUAAGCAUAAUAAACCUGAUGAUGCAUAUGUUGCCGUCCGUGGUAAUGUAUAUGACAUCACAAAUUUUAUAGAACGCCAUCCGGGAGGCGAUGAUAUUUUGUUAUUGGCUGCUGGAAGGGAUAUUACCCAGGCUUUCGAAACUUAUCAUGAACUCGGGAAACCUGAUGUUGUUCUAAAAAAGUUUUUCGUUGGAACGCUUGUAACCAAUGAACUACCAAUCUUCCCAGAACCUAGUGAAUUCCAUCGAGCUAUGAAAAAGAAUGUUGAAGAGUAUUUUCGAAAAACAGAAAUUGAUCCGAAGCAUGCUUUCGGUCAUCAUAUUUAUACAAAUAUCGCAGGCUGUGAUCCUGAUCUUGUAACAAAUGAUCCAGAUAUUAGACGCAUAAAGCCAAGUCAACGUUGGUAUUCACGAUACGUGAAUCAACAUUUGUUCGUACCGAUACUUUAUGGUUUUCUAGCCAUUAAGGUUCGCAUCCAAGACAUACCAAUUUUGUAUUUUGUUGGUUCGAAUGAUAAAAUACGAAUAAAUCCUAUCACAACAUGGCAUACUUGUGUAUUCUGGAGUGGCAAGGUAUUUUUCGUGUUACAUCGCAUCAUCAUUCCUUUGAUGAUAAGCUUUUCCGCUUGGAAAGUUUUCUUACUAUUCGCCAUCGCUGAUGCAGUUUCAUCAUACUGGUUAGCUUUGACAUUCCAAGCUAAUCAUGUCGUGGGUGAGGUAGAAUGGCCUCUUCCUGAUAAAGAUGGUCUCAUACAAAAAGAUUGGGCUGAAAUGCAAAUUAUUACAACCCAAGACUAUGCGCAUGACUCCAGAUUCAUAACGUCGAUUGUCGGAUCUUUGAAUUAUCAAGCUGUUCAUCAUGUUUUCCCUCAAGUAUCUCAACAUCAUUAUCAUAUGAUUGGUCCUAUCGUUAAGGAGACAUGCCGGGAAUUUGGAAAUACUCUUUGGGAAGCUAUUGGAUCACAUAUUAGACAUCUUCGUUUUCUCGGUUUAAAACCGGAGGAUCACAGUAAAACAGAAUAA